AUGACCACCGUCGUCGAGACGCAGGAUCCCCGCGUGGACCGACGGACCAAACACCACGAGGCUGAUGUCGUGGUCGUCGGCGCCGGCGUGUUCGGCUGCGCCAUUGCAUACGCACUAGCAAACCAGGGGCGCAGCGUGCUGCUACUCGAGCGAUGGAUGCACCAGCCGGACCGCAUCGUCGGUGAGCUACUGCAGCCCGGCGGGGUCGAGUCGCUGAAGAAGCUCGGCCUCGGCCACUGCCUCGACGGCAUCGACUCAGUCCCCUGCUAUGGCUACCACGUCAUGCACCAGGACGACGAGGUCGCAAUCCCUUACCCCCACAUCGACGACGCGGGCCGCGUCCUGGUCGGCGCCGCCGCCGCCAAGACCAAGGCCAACGGAGACUACAAGAAGAUGGAGCCGCGGUCUAGGCAGCCCGAGGGCCGCUGCUUCCACCACGGCCGCUUCAUCAUGAACCUACGCAAGGCCUGCCUCGGCCACGAGAACAUCACCGUCGUCGAGACCGAGGUCACCGCCACCGUCCAGGGCCAGCGGUCGUCCCAGGUCCUCGGCGUCGAGGCCCGCACCACCGACAAGGCCACGGGCAAGAAGCAGGCCGACUGCUUCUUUGGCCAGCUGACCAUCAUCGCCGACGGCUAUGCCUCCAAGUUCCGCAAGCAGUACAUCGGCCGCACCCCCAUCGUGCGCUCAAAGUUCUACGCCCUCGAGCUGAUCGACUGCCCCCUGCCCCCCCAGGGCUUCGGCCACGUUGUCAUUGGCGAGCACUUCCUGGCCCUGCUGUACCAGAUCGGCACCCACGAGACCCGCGCCCUGAUCGACGUGCCCGAGAACCUGCCCGCCGCCUCUCCCGCCAACGGCGGCGUCCGCGGCUACAUUUCCAACGUUGUCAUCCCCACCCUGCCCGAGUCGGUGCGCCCGGCCGCCAUGGCCGCCCUCGCCGACGGCAAGAUCCCCAAGAGCAUGCCAAACAGCUGGCUGCCGCCCACCCCACAGACGGUCCACGACGGCGUCCUGGUUCUGGGCGACGCCAUGAACAUGCGCCACCCGCUCACGGGCGGCGGCAUGACGGUCGCCUUCAACGACGUCCUGAUCGUCUCGGAACUGCUGGCCCCCACCAACGUGCCCAAUCUGGCCGACGGAGCCGCCAUCCGCGCCGCAAUGCAGACCUUCCACUGGCGCCGCAAACGCCUGACCUCCAUCGUCAACGUGCUGGCCCAGGCCCUCUACAGCCUCUUCUCGGGCAACGACUGGUGCCUGCGCGCCCUGCGCAAGGGCUGCUUCGCCUACUUCCAGAAGGGCAUCGUCGACGAGCCAUGCGCCAUGCUUGGCGGCCUGCUCCAGAGCCCGUCCACUCUGGCCUACCACUUCUUCAGCGUCGCCUUCUUGGCCCUCUGGCUACACGCCUGCGAGACCAUUGGCUCCCCGCUUGGAUUUUGGAAGCUGCCCUUGGUCCUGAUCGAGUGUGUGCUCAUCCUGUGGAAGGCAUGCGUUGUCUUUGUCCCAGUCAUGUGGACCGAGAUGGCCUAG
This is a messenger RNA of Gaeumannomyces tritici R3-111a-1, 1527 nucleotides long. RefSeq names its product squalene monooxygenase. Gene Ontology annotation, biological process: ergosterol biosynthetic process. Lineage: Eukaryota; Fungi; Ascomycota; Sordariomycetes; Magnaporthales; Magnaporthaceae. Gene Ontology annotation, cellular component: membrane; endoplasmic reticulum. The coding region runs from base 1 to 1527 and encodes 508 amino acids. The transcript has a single exon. The record is from RefSeq and is a predicted model, not a curated record. Gene Ontology annotation, molecular function: flavin adenine dinucleotide binding; squalene monooxygenase activity.